AUGUCCAGCUGGGUGGCAUUGAACAUCGAGCCCGCUGAGGCCGUUGAAGAAGAGGUUGACGACACCAAGGAAAUCCAGAUUGAGGAAGCACUCAAACUAUACCAGAAUGCCUUGAAGCUUCACUCACAGGGCCCCCAUUUCUAUGCGCAAGCUGCGGAGGCAUAUGAUGCCCUUCUUGGUUCGGAAAUAUUCAAAUACCCUGAAUCUAUCUCCGACUACAAACGGAUCGCAUUGCAGGACUCCGAGCUUCAAUUUGCAGGGACUUCCGACUAUGUCGCUAACGCAGACAGCGCUGAACCGCUGGGAGACUAUGAUGUCAAUGAUUCCACUUCUAGCACUCUGCUGCAAACCAUCUAUCUUUCGUUUAAGAACCAUGGACAGUUCGUUCUAGACUCGUUGCGUGCUGUCAUAACGAACGCUGUUCAGGCACCAGAUGAAUCCCAAGAUCUCGCUACUAAUAUUGCCGAGCGUGUGAACGCUGCACUAACGUCUUUUGCGGAAGCCUUGGAGCGCGACGACACGGAUCUCAACCUCUGGAGACAGAGCGCAAGGCUCUGCAAUACUCUGCAGAGCUAUCGGCUAGCCCGCUACUGUUUGGAAAGCGUUCUGGCGGACGAUGAGAAUCGUUUAGAGGUUCGAACAGAGCAGCUAGGCUUAGAGGAAACUUUUGCGGAGGACCAUCUUCGCGAAACGCUGCUGUCACUGCAUGACAGAAUAUCGGUUUCUCAGGUUCCGAUUAAAAAACCCAAGAAAGCUCUUCUUAAAUUUCUCAAACGCCAGAGUGACCCUUAUCCGUAUCUACCUGCAUUGCCCAAGAGCCUGCAGGAUGUGCUUCCGUCGAGGAACCCGCUCGCCUUACGCAUUGCACGACAUGAUUUAAAGCCUCUUUCACCAACAUGGGCCGACUUUGGCAGGGCUAUUCUUCAAACGGUGGCAGAUGAGGGGCAAGGCAUUAUCGAUGUUGGUCCUGGUACUGCAAUCAGUGUUUCAAUACCAGCUCUUAGUCCUGAAUUGAAAGCUACAGUCGCCAGGGAAACUCAAUUUCAAGACCCAUCGUCAAAGUCUCAGGAUGAUGAAGGUCAGGAUGAUCAGAAGCCAAGAGUUCGCAUGUCUAGAGAAAAUCAAGACAAUAUUGAAGUUCAGCAACCCAUAAAGCAUGAAGCGCUUGACUUUACUGCCGAGCACGCGGAUGACCAUUCAUCCAUUGAUCAACGGGCUGAAAAGCAACUUAUGGAAUCGUUGGAGAUUCAGACAUCACGUUCUCCUGAGUUAGCCAAUCAGCUGGAAACCGCAAAUGCCGACGAACCUGACCCCAAAUCCUCAGCGAACGGGGCACGAAAACGUUCUUCUGCAUCGGCCAUUACGGAGGACCAGACAGAAAGCAUUCGAUCCAAGAGCAGAAGGACCCGUCUCCGAGAAUCACAUGUAGAGGCUUCAUCACAAGCUGAUGAGGUCUCAUUUGACCAUAAUAAAUACUACGAGGACCGCCUAGAGUUUUACACCAGAGCCGAUGAAUGGAUGUUUGGCACAGUUGGGUCUCUGUUAUCUAAGUUUGGGAUUGAAGAGCUUGGAUCAAUCGAGGAGCUGAGGAAACAGAUUUCCCCCACCAUCGAUGAAAAAGAACUUCCGGAUAGCGAAGUCAACAAGGAGGCUGGGUACGUACUGCCUCGAGAUUUGAGGGACAUCAUGAAGAGCUGGGACGAAGGGAAGUCUCAGGCAACACUUCAGUGUGAUAAUGUCUCUGCACUUCAGGACAUCCAAGGAAUGGGCAAGUCUGGACUGGCUAUUUUUUUGGAGCACUCUAGAAAGUCUGCCCACAAAUUAGGGAUGAGACAAGUUCUCUCCGGGGUCGAGGAACUACUCACGCUUCAAAACACCAUCAAUGAAGGAUGGUUCCCCGUCCAUGAAGCCGCUCUCGAGUGGCUUAAGUGUCUGCUUAUGCCAGAAUAUGGGCGUGAUUCUGGAGAUGAUAGCGUGUCCACUACCUCAAACUUCCCCAUUAUGAGAUCUACAUAUACUUUGUUUCAGUGGCCAGAUACACUGAAAGAGACUGUGGUGCAAAUCCUGAUACGUGAAGAUGAGAAUAUCCACAGAGCAAUGUGCGAACACGUCGAAACACUCGAACGCCAAAUUCUUUCCACUAGCGCUGAGGCACCGUUUGAAUACACUACCAACCACUUCGCAAACCUCGAGAUGAUGCAGGCAUUGUUUGAGCUCCAUCUUGACAUAUACGCUUCUAUUAACAACCCAAACAGUGAGGUGGAUGGAACGAUAAGAAUACAGCAAAGAGAUCGUUUAGCAAGAUGGAGCUUACUAGCGCGCACUUCACUGACUCACUUCAUGAAUUACAUUCGACCUGGAAGUCAUCAGGAUAACCUUGUUCUUCGCCAUAUAUGGGCAUCGACAUUUCAUUCGAAUAUGACAACGGACGCCGAGCGGGAACACGUUUUGCUCUGUCUGCAGGAAUUGAAACAGCUCCUUAGCGACUUGAAGGACCCAGUGAUAAGCCUUGUGAACAAUGCAAUCAUGCCGGAAAUAUCAAUUGAAGCCGUUGACCAAGAGAUCUCAAAGCUGGAGUCUAUGGAUUUCUUUAUGAGAAUCUUCAAUACUGAAUCGGAAGACCCCGUGGGACUCAUCGAAACAAUCGAACCCAUUCUAGAGCCUUCUUCGGUUCAGUUUGUUGAGGGAAGCACUUCGGAGGAGCAGGGACAUUCCCAGCCAACAUCACAGCUCCACGAAAUGAGGUCUUUCUUAGAUAGAGGGGAUGCCACACUGAGACUCUUCUUGUGGAAAAGGCUACAGGACGCGUAUAAGAAGAUCGAUUACUCACCCAAAGUCGUGUCGUGCUACCUACGGAGUAUUGAAACAAUAGUGAGAGAGCUUUGGAACCCUACACAUCUGGAAGAGCCAAGUGAGCACCGGCAGAUUACAUUGCUCCGUUGGUUAAAAUCUCUCGAUGGAAUAUUAAGUAAAACUAUCACAACGAUUCUACAAGCGCCAGAGAAAGCGUACGAAUGCUUUGAUAUGGACCACGUCAAAAGCUCGCUAUCUGCGGUGACCCUACUAUUAAAACUACUUCACAGUUUUGUACUUUACGAAGAUUCUGUUCGUGUGGGUCAGUUAUCUGGCUCAUCUGUACGUGGAGCUUUGGGAAAGUCGCUGGAAAGCUUCAGGGAUAAACUACGAGAGAUGCAUGUCCGUUGUUGGAUCCUCCAUUACACCCUUCUAAGAGAAGCUAUUGCACAGAAUCCGGGACUCUUCGAGACACCUUUUGAGGAUCGUAUUCUUUACUUGCGCUCUGUGCACAAUGCUUUGGGGAUUCGCAAGAUGUGCAAACGUUCUCACAAGCAGUUCCUUAAGCUUGUCAAGUCCGAACUUUUCACUCUAGAUGAGAAAGCGGACUAUGAGUUUGAUAUUUGUCAGAUACUGUACGACAUACACGGCAUUAAAUUGUCGCCUGUCGAUGGUUAUCUGGAAGACCAUGGAUGUCCAUCGGAGAAGUUAGAUCGCCCUACUGCUAUUGUGAUGAUUGAUUUUGUCAUGAAGCAGGCUAAGAAAAUGAACAUCAAGGAUCUAUCGAAGUCUGAGUUGAAGUCCACAAUCGAGAAGAUGCAACAAGCCAUCGGCACUACGAAAUCAUCACCCCCUUUAUCAUACAAUAAACGCAUUCUGACGGCUUACUUGAAAUCUCCAUUAAAUCCAACGGAAAUUUUCCGUGCCGUCCGUGGAGUUGAAGACCUUCCAUUGCUUCCUGUGUCCACUGAAAGCGCAAUCAUUGCGAAGAAUGGAUGGUACUUCCUUUUAGGACAUGCAGCGCUGACCAAAUUCCGCUCUCAAAAGCGUUUGAACCCUGUCCCAACCACUGACCUUGACGAAGCUAUUACGUGGUUUAGACAGGACUUGGAACACAACACUCAGAGAUGGGAAACGUGGUAUCGACUUGCUCAGACUUAUGAUUCGAAGCUGGAGGAAGACAUUACAUGGUCUGCGGACAAAAUUAACAAUAACCGCAUGGAGUUGGUGACUUGGCAACGCUAUGCAAUCCAUAGCUAUUCUAUGGCCGUUGCAACAGCAGCCAGAAAUGCAGAUCCUACACCGGAAACUCGAGCACUCCUAUCUGACCUCUACACUGAUUUUGGUAUUCGUUUAUACUCGUCCUCUCGGGAACCCUUGUCUAUGGCCGCUUUUAGCCUUGCCGAUUUCACUCGACACUACAAUAGUGAAGAUAACCAGCAGAUGUAUCAAGCGCUUCCCUACAAGGAGAUGAGGCUGUAUUCAGUCUGGAAUCUUGCGAGCUACCUCCUUAGGCGUGCGGCUGCUGAUAAGCCCAAGAAUUGGAUGAUUCGUUACAUGCUAAGCAAAUGUCUCUGGAAGAUGUUCAGCUGCGAUGACUCUGUGAGGGGCACAUCAAAGCGUGUACACCUUGACGAUAUUCUAGACUCCCUGCUUGAUUCUAUUGAUGCUUUGCCGCAGAAGAGGGAUCCUCGAUCGGAUCCAAUCUUCGAACCUCACUAUAAGCUUGUGUCUAUCGUCCACAAACUGGUCCAUAGGGGAGUGGUUACGCCGGCUGAAGGAAGCAAGACUCUCGUGGCCGCUCCUUGGGCACGAAAGGUGCCGCCUCCAGAGGAAGGGGCGCCUUGGAAGCCAUAUAUAAUGGCUGUCAUUCGGAAUUUGAAGCAUGCGGACAAAUCAAACUGGCACCACCGCAUGGCUGUCAGGGCUGCACAUAUCACCUACGAUGAUGAAAGGGACGCCGUCGCAGCUGCAGGAGCUAAGGGUGAACUUACACAUCAGAUAUUCACAAAGACUAUGACGAUCCAGGUGUGGCGGCCUGAAAACGAGCGCCCUGGAAGACAUUUCGUUUAUACGACUCGAUACGUGUAUUUCUUCGUGGCCCUACUUGAGCAACUGGAUGAUCGUGCAAGCCUUGAUCAGUUAUUACGUCGCGUCAGAAAGAAGCAGGGCGAUUUCAUCAACCAUACCAAGUUAUGGGAAGACCUAUGUCUAACCUAUGCACGAGUCAUACGCAAAGCGGGCAAGAUCAACGAGGGACAUGACGAAAGCGUAUUCAAGCCCAUCGGAUGGGACGAAUUUGUUGCAAACACAGCUCGUCUAGAGAGCCUCUCCCAACUAGCCCCAGAGAGCACAACGCUCCUAGAGCUUCUCCGUGAUGCCGUCGAGCUUAAAAAGCUAAACAACAACCUCAUGAAAGUCUCCUUGCUAGAAGACCUCAUCGCCGACAUCUAUUCUCGCCUAUACGAGGUCAACAUGCCUAACGUCAUCGAACAAGCGAACGAAGAAAACAAAGAGAAAAUGAAAGUAGACCAUCUUCUCAUGGGCAGCGAUGGAGCCGCAGACACCCCUACACCCCCAACUUCCGCGCCUGCAUCCGAAGCCCCAGCACCCCGUGGCCGCACGAAAGGGAUUGCAAGACGGGAUAUCCAAAAACGGGCCGAGACAAUUGUCCAACGCAAAGUCGCGCCUCGUGCUCCUGUCGCCAAAGCACCAGCCACUACAGAGACUGAACCAUCUCACCCCACCGGGACGGCCACCUCCGCUCCCGAACAACCGAAUGAUACUGCUACGUCCGCCGCUGUGGCUGAUGAGUUGGCCUCGGGGCAGCAGAGUGAUAUCCCUAAUAGCUUGCACGACAGCGCCGAUGAUGAAAGCGAGCUGAGCGAGAUAGAUGAUGAAAAGCUGUCCAAGCUCGCGGCGGAACGCAGCCUAUUGUUUCCCAAUCUGCAGGACAGAGGAUUUUUAGAUCCGGAAUUGGAAAGGUCGGCUCAAGCUAGCGCUGAUGGGGACGGGGCUAAUGAAGGGGCGGGCGAAAUGGAAGAAGAUGGAGACAGGGAGGAAGAGGCUGAUCUUGGUGAGGAAGGGGGGACUAUGUUAGAAGAAGAAGAAACUAUGGUAGAGGAAGGCGAAGAGGGUGGUGAUGGCGAUGAAGCUGAGAGUGAUGGAGAGGGAGAAGUCGCAGGCGAAGAAUAUAACGAGGCCGCUGUGGAGCAAAGAGCAGGGGAAGGUGACAGCGAGCAUGAAGGCGAGAUGGACAAUGAUGACGGGGUUGAAGAACCUGAGCAACCCACCACUGCUGAGGCUGAGCAGGAAAGCGAUCAUGUCUCCGAUUCUGAGGCUAUGGAUGUCUGA
Messenger RNA from Aspergillus alliaceus, 6147 nucleotides. It is a transcript of the gene hir3, whose product is annotated as putative transcriptional corepressor of histone genes (Hir3). The record is from RefSeq and is a predicted model, not a curated record. Lineage: Eukaryota; Fungi; Ascomycota; Eurotiomycetes; Eurotiales; Aspergillaceae. Bases 1 to 6147 code for a protein of 2048 amino acids. Gene Ontology annotation, cellular component: nucleus; HIR complex. Gene Ontology annotation, biological process: chromatin organization. Gene Ontology annotation, molecular function: nucleosome binding; protein binding. The transcript has 4 exons.